AUGGGAGAAAUCGGCGCCUCAUCCCUUCUCAAGAUUGCCAAAGCAGCCUGUAUAAAAGCUGCUCCAGGUCUUACUGACAUCGGAGACGUUCAUUACGAGUUAAUCCGUCCUAUACUCAAGACAGCAGUUAUAAAUCCCGAACAGCUUCACAUAAUUGAACUCAAUUCUCCACAAAUAAAGGGCCAAGAUGCAGAACUUUGGAAAGCUUUCAUCGCUCGGGACAUUCCUAAUUGGCGAACAAAGAAUUAUGUACCAAGGGACCCUACGAAGUGGUAUGAAGUGUACCAAAAAUAUAAAAUCGAGCAUGAAGUGGAAAUAGCUCGCGACCGUGAAAACCUCAAAAAUUCAAUGAAUGCAUUGCAGCAACGCAAACAAGAUCAUGUCAGCAAAUUCGUCGAUAUCCGAGCACUACCUAAGAUUCCCAGAGACUAUGGAAUGCGACCAAACAAUGGAGGUGUUCCUUUGACCAAGGGAAGGGGACUUCAAGGUGCUGCUCCUAGUUCUUUGAGUUGGGGUGCAGGUAGCAGAACGAAGAUGAAGGAUGGUACAAGCGUUUUGACGAGAGCACGUCGAGAAGCCAAGGAAAUGAGCCAAAGAAGCAAGCUUAGUACGCCAACUAGCAUGUUGUCGGGACGGCUUGGACAAGUCAAAAAAGCACCUGCUGGAAUGGCUCAAGGAUAUAAGAUUGCCAAUCAACCUGGAUUAAGGGUCUUGGCGAGACAUAGAUCGUCUGGCAGAAGUUCGGCUAGCGUUAGUGGACCAUCUCUUGAGGAUCGUGAACAAAGAUUACGAGAUGCAAUGGCUGGUAAAAAGCGAGACCACAAUGACAAUAAGGAGACAUUAGUUGGAUCUCCUCCCCCUAGAUCACCCAGCUCGCCAAAUUAUCAAAAUUUUGACGAUGAUGCGGCCGACCUUUUUGAUGAUGAGGAGGAACUUCAGCCACCUUCCAGAGCAAGUCGGCCACCACCUCGUAAGGUCAUCAAACCAAUUUCACCAUCGGCUCGGCUCUCUUCUUCUCCUCCACCAUACAAUGGAGCGUCAAAGCCAUUCGACGUUAUCUCAUCUUUGGUCCAAAAGUCCAACAACUCUUUCUCACCAGCAUCGUCAUCUAGAUCAGCAACACCCAAACCUAUGAUGCCCGUUCGCAAAAGACCUGCCAAUGUCGAUAUCUUCAACCGUGGACCCAAGAAACCUAGAAGAUAA
This is a messenger RNA of Sclerotinia sclerotiorum 1980 UF-70, 1203 nucleotides long. RefSeq lists its product as hypothetical. Bases 1 to 1203 code for a protein of 400 amino acids. The record is from RefSeq and is a predicted model, not a curated record. Gene Ontology annotation, biological process: transcription elongation by RNA polymerase II. Gene Ontology annotation, cellular component: nucleus; elongin complex. Lineage: Eukaryota; Fungi; Ascomycota; Leotiomycetes; Helotiales; Sclerotiniaceae. The transcript is spliced from 2 exons.